Molecule: messenger RNA, 2485 nt
Organism: Grus americana (Whooping crane)
Lineage: Eukaryota; Metazoa; Chordata; Aves; Gruiformes; Gruidae
Gene: CD40LG
Product: CD40 ligand
Exons: 6
Coding region: 112-942 (276 amino acids)
Biological process (GO): immune response
Cellular component (GO): membrane
Molecular function (GO): tumor necrosis factor receptor binding
Source: RefSeq, a predicted model, not a curated record
AAGUGUAGGUUGCUGCAACCUGUAUCCCUUGAGCAGCGGGUGCUCGCACAACAGUUCUCAUGCUACUUGCAAGCAGCUCAUUUGAAGGAGCCCCAGCAACGUACACGGAGGAUGAACGAACCCUACAGCCCUACAACAUCCCGACCCAUCAGCAGCACCUCACCCAGCACCAUGAAAAUGUUCAUGGGCUUUCUUGCUGUAUUUAUUGUAGCACAGACGAUUGGGACCGUACUCUUCUGUUUGUAUCUUCACAUGAAGAUGGAUAAGAUGGAAGAGGUGUUGAGCUUCAAUGAAGAUUACAUCUUCCUGAGGAAAGUACAGAAAUGUCAGACAGCAGAAGGUCAGAAGUCGACAUUACUGGACUGUGAAAAGAUUUUAAAGGGCUUCCAGGACCUCCAGUGCAAGGAUGGGGAAGCCAGCAAAGGGCAGCCCAAGUUUGAAAUGCAAAAAGGCCAUAAGCACCGUGAGCAUCCCCAUUUGAUGCACAAGAAUGAGACAUCCAUAGCAGAGGAGAAGAGGCAGCCGAUUGCAGCCCACCUGGCAGGUCAGAAGAGCAGCAAGACAGUCUCAGUGCUAGAGUGGAAGACGACAAUGUAUGGCCCCAUGAACAACAACUCGAUAUCCUACCAAGAGGGGAAACUGAAGGUGAAGGAAGCAGGGCUCUACUACAUCUACUCCCAAGUCAGCUUCUGCACCAAGGCAGCAACUUCGGCACCCUUCACCCUCUAUAUUUAUUUGUAUCUCCCCAUGGAAGAGGACCGACUCUUGCUGAAGGGACUAGACACACACAGCACCUCCAUGUCUUUCUGUGACCUUCAGUCCAUCCGGGAGGGAGGCGUCUUCAAGCUCCGGGAAGGAGACAUGGUCUUUGUCAACGUGACAGACUCAACACGAGUGAACUACAGCCAUGGCAGCACCUACUUCGGCAUCUUCAAGCUGUAGUGAGGAGGGCCCCCCCCCACCCAAGCUGGGGGUCCAGCCCGACUUUGUUGAGCAAAGUGGCUUUCCCUGUUUCCCAUAUUUAUGUUCCUCUGCCUCUUUGUUUUUCUUGUUUCUUAAUUUGUAUAUUUUGUUAUUUAUUAAUGAGGGCCAAGGGGCCUUAAGAACACAAAUGGAACAAAGUUUGAAGCUGUUGUUGUUUGCACUUUGCUUUUUUCUUUUGUUGCCAAUAGUUUGGUACGUGCUGAUGUUGUGCAUCUGGGUCCACCAUGCCCUGUGCAUGUGACAGGGUGGGUGUCCUCUUUAUGUCACAAGAGCUUUAUUUAGCAAACUCUACCAUCAACGUUUCUUUCCUAACAACGUAGGAUGGCUCAGGGCACUCCAGUCAAACUAGGUUCAUACAUAUCUCCUGUACCAAUCUGCUAACAAAACAUCAACGGAAAAACAUUAAAAGGCUUAGGAACGUCUCCUCUAAAGGAAUCAAUCAGCCAAGCGCUGUCCUUACGUGCUAGCUGCUGGUGAUGCAUCGUUGCCACACUAACUGUCUGCUUUAUUUUGAGAACCCCCUUUUUUCCACCCAUGCCUGUCUACAAAAUUCAGCCAGCCUUCUUGCUUAGGAUGACACUGCCUUGUCCAGGCUCACCCUCAGUGACAUUCGCCCCACAUCAGAGGGGUGAUCGGUGGCUGAGAGGGGACUGCUGAUUUCAAGCUAGAGUGUGGGUAAGGCACCAGCAGUGCUCUGCUCGGGGACCCCAAGCCGCUUGCCAGACUGUCCUCCUCCCACCUCUGCAGGUAGAUCUACCUGUGGACUGUUUCACUCCCUUGUGGAAGGGGCGUUGGCCUCCACCAUCAACUUUGGACCUGCCUCCUCUCCUGAGACACCUCUUACCCUAGGAGGAGGACCAGGAAAGCACAGGGGCAGCAGGACCGACUGCUUCUUCCCAAGCCCUCCAAGUUCCAUGCGUGGAGCAUCUUCUGGCUGUCCUCAGUGAGGACACUGCUGCCCACAGCAGCACUUUUCCUGGAGCUCCAGAAGAGCAGGACUGUGCAGACCAGCAGGACCAUCUCUCAGGCAGGGGAUACCUGAGUGAUACCGCACACUGGGGUCUCCCCGACUCUCUUCUCCAGGUUGGCCUGCAGGGAAGGUAAGCUGAGCCACAGCAGGGCACAAGGAUGUUGACACAGCAUUUUUUAAAAGUCUCUGAAGAUGCCAAAGGUGGCAAGCCUGGACCAUUUGGUUAUACAGGUCACCCUUGUUGGAACACAAAAGUUUGGAGAUACUUCUGGAAGGCAACAGGUUUGCAAGUGGAAGAGCUUUGAGAUUUGAACAGUCCUUAGGGUUUACUUGGCUGGAGACUGCAGGUCUGGUCCUAACAUGGUGCCUGAGUGCCAUCACAGCUGGGAUGGAUGGGGCAGUCUUUCCAUAGCUCAUUGCAGUGCUGGGUGCCUGACAUGGCCCCCUCCCAAAGUCAGUAGAGGAGAGCUCAGAGCCAGUCUGGUUUUACUGUAAUUUAAUAUGUAUUUGUUGGCUGUUCUCCAAAAAUGC